Gallus gallus (chicken) is the source of this 13642-nucleotide messenger RNA. It is a transcript of the gene PTPRM, whose product is annotated as protein tyrosine phosphatase, receptor type M. The transcript has 35 exons. The record is from RefSeq and is a predicted model, not a curated record. Lineage: Eukaryota; Metazoa; Chordata; Aves; Galliformes; Phasianidae. Gene Ontology annotation, biological process: protein dephosphorylation. The coding region runs from base 8504 to 12796 and encodes 1430 amino acids. Gene Ontology annotation, cellular component: membrane. Gene Ontology annotation, molecular function: protein binding; protein tyrosine phosphatase activity.
GGGGGGAGGAGGGGGCUGUUUAGUUUUGACCAUGACUGAAGAGUCUGAUUUAUUUAUUUAUUUACUUUUCCUGAUGUUUAAGAACCCCCACACUUUCUUUGGUAGAUAUUAUUUUUAUGGCAUGAAGCAGUGAAAGGGGAAGGUCAGCCUGGAUAUCAAAAAAAGGUUCUUUGCCAGAGGGUGGUCAGGCACUGGAGCAGGCUUCCCCGGGCAGUGCUCAUGACACCUUUGUGGAGCCAGGAGUUGGACUCUGUGAUCCUUCUGGGUCUCUUGCGGCUCGGGAUGUUGUGCGAUUCCAUCUGGAGAACAUAUACAGCAGCCACUGACCGCCACUUAGAACUUCAGUCUUCCCCAAAAACUCGAUGGAGUACUUAAAUACUGUCAUGUAUUUAGGAGAUAAAGACAGCUGUGGACAUUCACAGGAAGUGUAGUACUCAGUGGGGUAGUUCUUAUGCUAAUUGCUGAGAACUACUAUAGCCUUUUUUCCUUUAAUGUUCCAUUUUCUGAAUUGUAGAUGAAGAUUAUUUUACAAAGCACCACAUACAAUGCAAUAUAAGCACUUUACAUAACACAUCACUUCAGCUGUUUUUCUUUUUAACUUCUGCAGAGGCAGCUAUUCCUGAAGUAAUUUCACAGCUAUGUAAGAUCAAUUGUUGUCCCAGUAAUAAUUUUAAGUCACCGUGCAGCUGAUGCCCUCUUUACUGUGUCUGAGAGAUGUCAUCUUGAUUCAGUCCUAGCUCAGAACUUCUCAAAGCACCUUUCUCUGCUGCGAGCACUUUCCUGAUUAUGAAAGCAACCUGUUGGGGUUGGGUCUGCGAUUGUUAAAAGAAACCAACAACACGAAACACAAUUUAAGUUAAUAUUUAUUUAAAAACCUCAGAGGUUGGCAGUGAGACGGGAAGCCUGUACAUUGCCUGGCACGACUGUGUUCUGUUUAUAGUGACAGCAAAGCCUGUGGGUUGAAGACCACACAUCAAGCUCACGAGGUGUGUUUUAUUUAUUUUUACAUUGAGAAGUGUUGUUAGAAUUUCCUACAUACAUCUAGGCUGGUGAGGGACUCGUGUGAAUCAGCCUAGCAUUUUCGUUUCAGCAUUUGGAAACGAUUGCAAUUUCAGAGUUUUAUUUACUUGAGUGUUUGAGGAAAGAACACACCCUUUAGGACAAAUACGAGGUGAAAUUGUGUAGGGCUCAAGCCCAGGACAAGUUGAAAUAUAUCCUACACAAAUAAAACAAAUGUGGGUUCCACAGCACCAGUGAAGCAACAGCAGAAGUGGAUUUAUUUUUAUCUAUUUAUUUUUAAGUCUUGCAGAAACUUCAGAGCUGAAUCUUUCCUCUAUAAACCCUUAACAGAAAGUCAUUUUGUUCACUAGAACGUUAUUUCUUUGCCUCCUGACUACUGGGGAGUUGGGUGUUACCCACAGUAGAAACUGCACACAGCUGCAGAAAAGAGGUUAAAUGACAUUGAAAUUACCCCUUAUAAAUAAUAUUCCUCAGCUACCUCUGUUGUAUUUGCAGGUGUAGACAGGUGUAUGAUGUGGGUUGAAACUAUGGAUCUGCUAGCAGACAGUGCACACUUCAGCCUUGUUCAGCUGUACCACCCUCUGUCACGUAGUGGGCUUGGAUUCUUGAGUGUGCAUAUGAGUGAGAUAGGAGCUUGAGUAUGCAGUAGGGCUGAAGCCUUAGUUGUUGUGUUUUUAAAUGGAGAAGUUUUGAGUAAAGAUUGGGCUUUUGGGUCGUUGCAUCACCAGGGUGGCUUCAAUGGGAGUCAGUGUGUUUCGACUUAUGCGCACUCACUUUCUGCUUUUGAUAUGCCUUCUCUCAUUUCUUACAGAGAAACAUUCAGUCUUUGGAUAUCUAAAUUCUUACUUUAGGAGGUACCUGUUAUGACUCGGUGAGGAAUGGAAAUGGAAGGCAGCCGUGUGCUUCUUCUGGUGUCAGGCAGGAGCUACUCAGGAGGUUUGGGCACACACUGAGUUGCAUCAUGGAAGCUUGCAUUUUGAAAGCUAUUGCUCGCCUGUCAGUUCUGUUGUGUUUGUUGCAAAACUUCAGUCAGUUUCUGAUGUGUAGCCCAAACUUGAAGACUUUGUAAUGAAAACUGUCCAUAUUUGUGAGGAUCUCUAUUUCAAAAAUGAAUGCAGACUCGCAGCUUCCUCAAUUGGUACACAGUGUAUCUGCCUCAGUGAAGUAGCAUCUGACAGACUUGCUCCCUUCAAAUCUGUGCUUAUGGUGGGUGGAUGGCAGGAGCUUUGGGAACCACUCGCUGUAAGUGAGAAAUCUCACAUUUCCAGAACUGGCUCUGGUAGUCUCCACAGUCUGCAGAGUGCUGUGCUAGAUUUACAGCCGUAAAAAGUUAAUUCUGGCUUGUGUGACAGAAGAUGUGCAUUUCCAGACUUUGUGAAGUGGAACUGCAGAAAAAUCAGAUCUGUAUUCUAGAAACCGCUGCUGAACAGAAGUGUGGUAUUCACCAGUAGCCCCAUUCACAUGAUUUCAGUGCUUUGACUCUACGCAGUGGUCUAGCAAUAAAAGAAAGAAUUGGCCAAUUACAGUAAUCUGCUAGAGCUCUGUACUCUAGAAUUUUGUGCAGAGAAAGAGGGAGGGCUCUUACCUGCUCUCAGUUCUGUCUAAAAUUGCACUCUUAACACCAUCUAUUCCACAGCCAAUAACACACAUAUUUAACAAAGCUGUUAACCACAGGGCCACCUCUAAGGUUGUAUUGCUCAGCUGCCACCUCUCACGCCCUCUCCGCCUCCUUCUCCAUGUUCCUGUCUGCCCCUCAUCACCAUGUUCCAUUCACCGGAAGGCACUGGGGCCUUCCUCUGCCCCUUCCUUCUUCCCAGUUUGGAGAUUAGUGUUCACAUUUAGGUAAGGACACAUAGCCUCUGGGGGGCUACAGCAAGGCUUAGGGGCAGAAUUCCUGACUGCCUUGAUUAUUUUUCAUACCAAGAAUGAGGGUUUUUUUUUUCCCUUUCUCCUGUGGCGGAUUAGAUCAAAGUGGUCCCAUGCAUAUGUUGUGACACAUGCCAGGAAAGCAUGUGCUUAUGUGUAAAUAGUGUAAAUGAGCAGGGCUGAGGUUUUGCUUUGCUUUGCACUUUGCAGCAACAGCAGGCAGUGCAUGUGGAGAACGAGAUACUGAGGCCAGAUCUAGAUUUCAGACCAGAUGGACGUUAUUCAUAAUAAUAUCUGGGUGUUAAUGGUUGUUAUCGGAGUGUGAAAUAAACUGUUGUCGUUCUUGUUCUUCAAGCUGAAGAGAAUCGCUUGGCACUAUUAGUACUGUCACUAUUUAUAUAAACACAGGCUCAAGAAUUAAAAAUGAAUACAGUCAGUCUUGGGCAUGCUGUAAAUAAUUCCCAAAAGCUUCUGAUGUAAUAAGUCCGGGUGGGCAGGGCUUGCACAAGUAGCGUGAACAUCCCAGUAUCAGCAUUUUGUAGGGCUGCAGCUACAAGGACAGGGACAGCCUUUGGAGAAAUUCGUCUAGAACUCUCUACCUUGUGGUUAAAGUGCUGUUAAGUGCUAUGUGAGAGAUAUCAGCUCUUCUCUGAACCUUCUGUUUAGGCGGAGAGGAAGAUGCAGAAUCCUGUGUUGCAUAAGUCUGCUUCCUUUCUUAAUAUAUACAGAAUAAACAUUGUAUACAAACGUUUAGGAAAAAUGUUGCCUCUUUAUUCAACUGCUGCAAUUAAAUAUUGUUAUAUUGGUGCUUGGGCUUAAUGUGUAUUUCGCACAAUGUUGACAGGUUAAUUUUGGCUGUUAUUUUUAUGUGCACUUCUACUGCAUGUAAAUGCACGUGGAGCGUGCUCUGUGCUAUCUUGAAAAUGGAGCAACAAUUCUGUAAGUUCGUAUUUCUUUCUACCAGUUUAAAUUGUGCUUUAAGAUGAGCUUGAAAGUUCCUACUCAGUGUGGAAUGUGCAAUAUAUUGAUGUGGUUCCUGUUGAUGAAAGUUCAAUAUAGGAACAGGAUGCCAGCCAUGCUCACAGCUGCAUACAGCACAUUGUGUGCUCUCCUGGGCAGAUGCCGAAGAGGUUUAUUAAAGCAUUCAAGUUGUUUCUUCAUAUUGGGAGUGAAAGAUUCCUUCUUAAUCCUCAUAUGGCUGCUGUCGCUGCUGGAGUGUUAAUAGAUAGUCUAAUUUGUGAGCUAAAUUACUAAUUGUAUUAUGAGUCUAAACCUUAUUAAGCCUUUUGUGUAGAAUUAGAUCACAGAGCUUUGGGAAACUGAAUCCUGGUUGGGUUCAGUCUCUCCUCUUCAAAGACACAGGGAAGCAUUCCUGGCUUCAGAGCCGCAACCAAGCUUUGUCACUGCCUGCUCCAUCAUUGAUGGGGUCAGAAUCAGAAGUUGGAAGUGGGGAGGCUCUGAGAAUAGACCCUAAGUCUCAGUUACACGAAAGCAACACAAUUCUGUAAACGAAUACAAACUCUUUAUAACGUAAGUGGAGGGAGUUACAGAAGUUAGUUCCAGAGAAGUUCAUAACUCACCCAGAGAUGGGCAGUCACUCAGCUUGCACUGUUGAGUGAUGAGCCCCUCCUCAGCUGCUGCACUGCCAGCUCAGCUGGGUCACCUGAGGUAGCUCUUGCUCUUUGCUCUGUCUUUGCGUGGAGUCAGCCUGCUAAUGCAGCCCAGCUGGAGACGGGGCCCAUCGCCUCCAGCAAUGGAUCAGUAAUAAAUAAACAAAGUGGGGCUUAAUGGAUUUUGACAUCCCUUUCAAUAAAUUUUUAUGUUGGUCUGUAAGCUUGUGAACUCUUGUGCCUUUGAUGUAGGAAUGUUGCACACAUGGCAGUUCAUGUUCUUUACGAGAAAACGUUCACAUUUACUCAGUGUAUUUUCCUAUAUAUACAUGAGAUGUGUUCCCAAUGGUAUUAAGUUUUUUUCUGUGGUUCUGCACUCUAAACUGCUGUGAGGAACUGCUCUUCUUUUACAUCUGAAGUUACCGGAGACUUAUGUGUUCCUACCUUUAUUCCUUAGUGCUGUAGGCUAAUGGCAUUUGAGAAGUAUAGACAGUAAAUGAAAGUAACAGGAUAUGUAUUUUGUCACAUCAUCUUUGUAUUUAAAGAGAUUUCUCUAGGAAGUGUAUCACUAAAUGUGACACAAAUAGAGUACAUUAAUACAAAGCUCAGUGUCUGUUCUGAAAGAGGGACCUUUCAGAAGGUUAUCCACACUGUGCAUUAUUACAUCUCUGUGAACAGAGCAGCCCAAAGCCCUGUUUAGAGGUAACUGCCUCCAGGUGUGGCUGUUGGGUAGGGGACUGUACAGCUUCCCCCGCUGAUUGUUGUGCUUACUGAAGUACUCUGGGAGAUUAGUUGGUUUUUAGGUUGGUUUUUUUUUAGGGAUUUUUGGUAUGUUUUACAUAAAUUUUCUAGCAUUUUCUUAUUCAAGCACAGUAUACCUUGAGACCAAAGUAGCUGCUGUUUCUCAUUGGCUUGGGUGUGUAUUGGCAUGGUUGCCCACUUACCCUCUAUCCUGAUUUCACCUAAAACAGCAUUAAUAGCACACUAAUACUGUUGCUGGGUGAUGGGAGCACACCUGGGACUAGACCAGGCCUCUCAGUGGAAUGGGGCCAGCACAUGGGCCUCAAUUAGGCUUGGGGGGUCAUUCUGUACCACCUGACACCAUGCAGAAGGGUAUAAAGCUGUGGGGCAGUUAAAGAGGCCUGCUUGUUGCUUGGGGGCUGCUAUACAUCAGUUGGUAGGGUAAGCCUUGUGUUGCUAGCAGGGUGUUAAAUUGUGCCAUGCAUCAAUGAGUGGUGAGUAAUCUUAUUACAGCUAUCUAUAUAUACAUAUAUAUGGUUUUCAUUGCUUUUCUGUUUUCUUUUUGCUCUUCUGUCUUAGUAAGUGGUUUUUAACUCAACCCAGGAGUUCUAUUUUGUUUCCAGUUCUCUCCAUCAUUCCACUUGGGGGGUAUUGAGCUACAGCCAUGUGGUGCUGAGCUGCUGCUGGGUUAAACCACAACAGUGCCUUUUUGUACCCAGAUGGGAUGGGUAAUAUUAGCACAGACUGGUUCUCUAUUGGAACUGCAGGGCCCAGCGUGGAGGUUGGAGAACUCUCCAGCCUCAUAGCUGACUCCUCUGGGACAGUCAAUUCCAGGUGUACCCUUCCACCUGAAAGCAAGCUGUGGCCUGUACUCUGCUGCCAGAGGGACUGAGAAAAACAUGUUGGUGAUAUUGGUUAUGGAAUGUUGCUUGGCUGCUCUAUUGACUCUUAUGUUUAAAACAAACAAACUUGAUUAAGUGGGUCAUUCUCCUGUGAUAUUUGUUAAGUAGUCUUAGUCGUCGUCUUAGCCUGACCUUGGUUGGCUGUAUUUAUCUGUGGGAUGUCUUGCACUUCCCCCAUUCCCUGAAGAAUGAUAAGUGGUAACUGCACAUUCCUGUGGUUCUUUUCUUGGUUUUCAUUUUCUGCAACAGGCCAUGUUUUCAAUGAAAACAGGAGGAGCAAAUAAGAAGGACCAGUACUGUGUCACAUCACUAACAAGUAUAGGUGUCCCUUACUGCUGGGGGUGUUACAACAUAAACCAGGGCCUCAAGUCUUGAUUUGUUCCUGUUGGUGGCAGUGGUACAGAGUAUAUAACAGCUUCCUCUGUAGCUGCUGACUGAAAAAAGUAAUUAAGUGACCUAUUUAGUUUAGAGAGUUUGUAUUCUUAAAUGUACUGUUGCACCUUUCCUGGAUAUGCGGAUUAGAAUAUGGUUCUCAUGUCUUUGGAUGGCAUUGCUUCAGAUUUGUAUAUUCUCCUUGGUACACCUUAAACAAUUUCAGAUGUGAUGCCUUUUCUUCAAGGCACAUCUGAAAAUGACUUACAAGGUAAUAAAAAUAAACAAAUAAGCCUCCUCCAUUAAACACCAACUAAAGUCUGUGCCACUGUUUUCCAGUGGGCAAGGAGGGAAACAGGUUGGGGUAAGCAGCAGUGAGAAGAAGGUACUGUGGGUAUUCAGUCUGGUGGUCAUGAGAGUCACUGUCUUUGUCUUGCUCUGUGUGACAGUUUUAGCUACUCAGUGACCUGAGUUAGAUGCCCAGUGGUUUUUGGUAGAUAAACUCUUCACUGAAAUCUCAACAUAAGCUGCUGGUGAUGUUGAUAGGGAAGGACACUACUGUAAUGCUGUUAGAGCUGUAGCAAAGUCUGUCUUGAACUUGGUAACCAUGCACCCAACUGGAUGAUGGUGGCGUCUGCAAUCAGUCCAUGUUGUUUAUCUUGAUUAGGAUGUUCCCAUCUGUAGUAGAAAUUCUGAGUCACAGCUUGAACCAGUGAUUGAGCACCUGGUGGGAAGGCAGGGCCUACCAAGGGGAGCUCAGGUGCAUGCAAUACCCCUGAGUGACUGGAAGGGGUGGAGCCAGGAUCUACCCCUUCCCAGACCCCAAUUAAGGGUUGGCAGUGGAGGUGAGGGUAUCUCACUGGAGAUCCUUGCCUACCUGAGCCCUUCUUAGGGUAAGCAGUUGUUUUCCUUUGUUUCUGCACCCAUGCUGGCUACAUUAAGCAUAUCCUCACUUGCUGAAGCCUAGGACUUUGCUAUUCCACUAUCACUGCUGUGCUUUCCAUCUCAUUAUAGCAUUACACCAUCUUUGUGUGUGGAGAUGCAGAUUUUAAGAUCUCUUGGUGGGCAAAAGUUGCUGUCACCUGCUCUGUCUUUUUACAGAGCAUCUGCUGCAAUGAAACUUGCUGCUUCUUCCACCUCACUUCAGCAGUUUUCUUUAUGCUCUUUCCAGCAGCAGCCUACUUGCUUUGUAUGUCCCUUCCUUUAGGGUACGAAUAGUCCAGCUGCUUGCUUUGAUCUGUAGGACCUUGGAAGAGCAAAUCAAAGAGCAAGUUCACUGUGUGCUGUUGGGUCAUACCCAUUCAGUGGGCCAUGACCACUGAUUUGAGUCAGGAAGGAAGAGUUUGAAUAAUGUGUAAGGUAGUUGUUUUUUUUUUUUUUUUCCCCUGUAAAUAAAGUUUUCUAACUCUGAGGAAGGGGGUGGGAGGACAGUUGUGAGAUAAUUACCUGUUUUACAAUGCUAAUGAUGGGAUGUAUUACACAUUAAUAGGGAACUUGCCACAGGUAGAAUCUCCCAGUGGGAGGUACAGAUAAAUUCUGUUUCAGAAGUAGAGAGAGAGGGGAAAACCUGCCUCUCAGCUUGUGUGUGGCAGCUUGGGAUCUGGAAUUAUCUGAAGCCAGAAGAGAUGCAUUCCAAACCUUUGGAAGUGUCAUAUGGAAGCUGGAGUGGGACUUGGAAGCCUGGUGGAUCCCUUCCAGCUUGGGCUAUGCUGUGCUUCUCAGGAGCCUGGGCUGGCUUAGGCAGAAAAUUGCUUCUAGAAUUUUCCUGGGGUUACUACUCUAUUGCUGUGUGAAAUACAGGGACAGUUUGUGCGUGGACAAGAGGCAUUAUAAAAGCAUUGUGAAGUAAGAGCAUUUCAAGGAUGCUGUACUUUCGAUGAACCGUUUAGCACCUGUGGCUAUAGUCAGUCAGACGAUGAUGAUCUUAACUGGGACCAGGUGAACACGCUGACAAAACCCACCUCAGAUCAAUGGUUGCCUUCUGGUUCUUUCAUGUUGGUGAAUACAUCUGGGAGAUAUGCAGGACAGAAAGCUCACCUCCUGAUACCCCAUCUAAAAGAGAAUGAUACGCACUGUAUUGAUUUCCACUAUUAUGUUUCAAGCAAGAGUGGAUCUAGCCCUGGCACUUUGAAUGUAUAUGUGAAAGUUAAUGAUGGACCUAUUGGCAACCCAGUCUGGAACACAUCUACUACUGGUACUUGGAACAGAGCAGAACUGGCAAUCAGCACUUUCUGGCCCAAUUUUUAUCAGGUUGUUUUUGAAGUGGUAACUUCAGGUCACCCUGGAUACGUGGCCAUUGACGAAGUGAAAGUUUUAGGACAUCCAUGUACAAAAACUCCCCAUUUCUUGCGACUUCAGAGUGUGGAAGUCAAUGCAGGACAAUUUGCUACUUUUCAAUGCACUGCCAAUGGUAAAUUCAGUACAAGUGACAGACUUUGGUUACAGGGUAUUUACGUAAGGGAUGCACCUUUGAAGAAUACAAAAGUGUUCAACAUUCGUCGAUUUGUAGCUCUUUUUAAUGUGGUAAAUGCCACGAAGCGGGAUGCUGGCAACUAUCGCUGCAUGAUUCGAACAGAAGGAGGGGUUGGAGUAUCGAACUAUGCAGAACUAAUAGUGAAAGAGCCGCCAGUUCCUAUUGCUCCACCUCAGCUAUCCUCAGUUGGUGCGACUUACUUGUGGAUACAGUUGAAUGCCAAUUCCAUCAAUGGAGACGGACCCAUUAUUCAGAGGGAAGUUGAGUAUCGAACUUCAAGUGGAAGCUGGUAUGACAUACAACCUGUGGACUCCACAAGCUAUAAGAUUGGACACCUGGAUCCUGACACAGAAUAUGAGAUCAGUGUGUUACUUACAAGACCGGGUGAAGGAGGAACCGGAUCUCCCGGGCCAGCCCUCAAAACAAGAACAAAAUGUGCUGAUCCAAUGCGUGGGCCACGGAAACUAGAGGUUGUGGAGAUCAAGUCUAGGCAAAUCACUAUUUGCUGGGAGCCUUUUGGAUAUAAUGUCACACGUUGCCAUCGCUACAACCUCACGGUCCAUUACCGUUACCAGGCCGGAGGACAAGAGCAAGUGAGAGAAGAAGUAAGCUGGGAUACAGAAAGUUCACAUCCGCAGCACACCAUUACUAAUCUAUCGCCAUAUACAAAUGUCAGCAUCAAAUUAGUACUAAUGAAUCCCGAAGGACGAAAGGAAAGCCAAGAACUUGUCGUACAAACUGACGAAGAUGUUCCAAGUGCUGUACCACUUGAAUCCAUUCAAGGGAGUACCUUUGAAGAGAAGAUUUUUCUUCAGUGGAGAGAGCCAGUGCAAACAUAUGGUGUGAUUACCUUGUAUGAGAUCACCUACAAAGCAGUCAGUUCCUUUGACCCAGAAAUAGAUUUAUCCAAUCAAAGCGGAAGAGUCUCAAAGCUAGGAAAUGAAACACACUAUCUCUUUUUUGGACUGUAUCCUGGCACUACCUACUCUUUUACCAUCAGGGCCAGCACAGCUAAAGGCUUUGGACCUCCGAUCACAAAUCAAUUCACCACUAAAAUAUCAGCACCCUCUAUGCCACCAUAUGAACUCGAGACACCUUUGAAUCAGACUGACAGCACUGUGACAGUCUUGCUGAAACCUGCACAGAGCAGAGGCGCUCCUGUCAGUGUCUACCAAAUUGUUGUUGAAGAGGAACGCCCUCGGAGGACCAAAAAAACAACUGAGAUCCUGAAGUGCUACCCAGUGCCCAUUCAUUUCCAGAAUGCCUCGCUUUUGAAUUCCCGCUACUACUUUGCUGCUGAAAUUCCAGCCAAUGGAUUGCAAGUUGCUCAGCCUUUUACUAUUGGUGAUAACAAAACCUACAGUGGCUUCUGGAACACUCCUCUUCUUCCUCAUAAAAGCUACAGCAUCUAUUUUCAAGCUGCUAGCAGAGCCAAUGGGGAAACCAAAAUUGACUGCGUCAGGGUAGCCACAAAAGCUGCGAUAAUCGUGACUCAGCUUACAACACCAUACAUUCGCAUCGCCCCUGCUGCAGGCGACGACCAACUAACAGGGGCUGCUACUCGAAAACCAGACCCAGAGCCUGAGAAGCAGACUGACCAUACUGUUAAAAUUGCUGGGGUCAUCGCAGGCAUCUUGCUGUUCGUCAUUAUAUUUCUGGGGGUUGUUCUGGUAAUGAAGAAAAGAAGAAGCUAUCACUCCUACACUUACUACCUAAAAUUGGCUAAAAAGCGAAAAGAGACAUUGAGCAGUACACGGCAGGAAAUGACAGUGAUGGUGAAUUCAAUGGAUAAAAGCUACACUGAGCAAGGCACCAACUGUGAUGAAGCUUUCUCUUUCAUGGACACACACAAUCUAAACGGGAGAUCUGUAUCUUCACCAUCUUCAUUUACAAUGAAAACUAAUACACUGAGCACAACAGUGCCUAACUCGUAUUACCCAGAUCCAUUUGUGCCAACUGCAAUUUUAGUGCCAAUCAAUGAUGAAAACCAUACGAUGGUCAGUGACACAAGCAGCCUGGUCCAGUCCCAUACCUACAAGAAGCGAGAUCCAGCAGAUGUGCCCUACCAGACCGGACAGCUUCAUCCAGCCAUCCGUGUAGCUGACUUGCUGCAGCACAUCACCCAAAUGAAGUGUGCAGAAGGCUAUGGAUUUAAAGAGGAGUAUGAAAGUUUCUUUGAAGGACAGUCUGCACCAUGGGAUUCAGCUAAGAAAGAUGAGAACAGAAUGAAAAAUAGAUACGGGAAUAUCAUUGCAUAUGAUCAUUCUCGAGUGAGAUUGCAGCCCAUUGAAGGAGAAACAAACUCCGAUUACAUCAAUGGAAAUUAUAUUGAUGGUUAUCACAGGCCGAAUCACUACAUUGCUACACAAGGACCAAUGCAGGAGACAAUAUAUGACUUUUGGAGAAUGGUAUGGCAUGAGAACACAGCCAGCAUAAUCAUGGUUACUAAUCUCGUAGAAGUGGGAAGGGUUAAAUGCUGCAAAUACUGGCCAGAUGACACAGAGAUAUAUAAAGACAUUAAAGUUACCCUAAUAGAAACAGAGCUCCUCGCUGAAUAUGUGAUUCGAACAUUUGCAGUAGAAAAGAGAGGUGCUCAUGAGAUUCGAGAAAUUCGUCAGUUUCAUUUCACUGGUUGGCCAGACCAUGGCGUGCCAUACCAUGCGACAGGCCUGCUGGGAUUUGUGCGGCAGGUCAAGUCCAAGAGCCCACCAAACGCCGGACCUCUGGUGGUUCACUGCAGUGCUGGUGCUGGCAGAACCGGGUGCUUCAUCGUUAUUGACAUCAUGCUAGACAUGGCAGAAAGAGAAGGUGUUGUAGACAUAUACAAUUGUGUGCGAGAGCUUCGAUCUCGGAGAGUUAACAUGGUGCAGACAGAGGAACAGUAUGUAUUUAUCCAUGAUGCUAUCCUGGAAGCCUGUCUUUGUGGAGACACAUCUAUACCAGCUUCUCAAGUUAGGUCUGCUUACUAUGAAAUGAAUAAACUGGAUCCUCAAACUAACUCCAGCCAGAUCAAAGAGGAAUUUAGGACGUUAAAUAUGGUGACUCCGACGCUGCGUGUGGAAGACUGCAGUAUAGCACUUUUACCACGAAAUCAUGAAAAGAAUCGCUGUAUGGAUGUCCUGCCUCCAGACAGAUGCCUGCCUUUCCUCAUAACGAUAGAUGGGGAGAGCAGCAACUACAUUAACGCUGCACUGAUGGAUAGCUACAAGCAACCAUCAGCCUUUAUAGUUACACAGCAUCCAUUGCCAAAUACUGUCAAAGAUUUCUGGAGGCUGGUCCUAGAUUAUCACUGCACUUCAAUAGUUAUGCUGAAUGACGUGGAUCCAGCACAAUUGUGUCCUCAGUACUGGCCAGAAAACGGAGUACACAGACAUGGUCCUAUUCAGGUGGAGUUUGUAUCAGCUGAUUUAGAAGAAGACAUCAUCAGUCGGAUAUUCCGAAUUUAUAAUGCAGCCAGACCCCAGGACGGCUAUCGGAUGGUGCAGCAGUUCCAGUUCCUGGGAUGGCCCAUGUACAGGGACACGCCGGUUUCCAAGCGCUCAUUCUUGAAGCUCAUCCGCCAGGUAGAGAAGUGGCAGGAGGAGUACAACGGGGGAGAGGGACGCACGGUUGUCCAUUGCUUGAAUGGAGGUGGCCGCAGUGGGACAUUUUGUGCAAUCAGUAUUGUUUGUGAAAUGCUUCAACAUCAGAGAGCUGUUGAUGUAUUCCAUGCUGUGAAGACACUGAGAAAUAAUAAGCCUAACAUGGUGGACCUUCUGGAUCAAUACAAAUUCUGCUAUGAAGUGGCUUUGGAAUACUUGAAUUCCGGCUGAUGGCAUAAACAGCACAGACACUGUUCCUCCCUCCACCACCACAAACAAAGCAAGUCGUUUCAUGAUAUCUGUGUCAAUGAGAUGAAGACUUCUCAGUGUUACGCUUCUACUGCUUUGUAUAACUGGCUCUUUUUAAGAGCCCAAAGAGAUGUUUAUAAAACUGCUUGCACUGCCCAUUUUCCACUAUUAAUGCCGCUGCUUGACACCCAUAUGAGCGUACACCAAACCACAUGGCGGUCGUUGAACACUGUACUCAUAUGUAGCCAUCGAUGUGGUGAAGCAGCAUAGUCCUCUGGUAAAUAAGAGAGCACAAUUAUAUUCUUAUGAAGGAAUUUGUACUCUUCUGUUAUAUUUUGUCGCCUGUGAUUCUCAGUUAUUGUCAUGGCCUAGUGUACAUUUCUGUUCUGUGGAGAAUGCUAUCUGGCAUUUUGAUAAUAUAUGAUUUUAGUUAUAUUUGCAUUCUAACACGUGCAUAAUAAAUGAAUCAUAUGUAGCUUAUCUGAACUAAUGAAAAGACGUGUACCAAAUCAUGUUAACUUUUUUGAGUUGUAAUUUCUAUCCACUUUGUACCAUUUCAGAGAGAGAAUCUUGAUAGAAAUGCAGUUAGACAAAUACAAAAUACAGGAUGCUCAGAUUAAUAUAUCCAAAGCUUUUUCAUUUGUUUAUAUUGUAAAUAUUUUUUGAUUUCAUCAAAUUAUUUAUUCAUUAAAAUGAAUUUUUUUGUGAAGCACAGUGAGUGACAAUCAUUUUUAUUAAGCCCUGGAAAUGCUUACUGUAUGAUAAUGUAAACAUUUGUUUACCUUGUAUGGAUUCUCAGCUCAAUAAAUAAUUACAUACAUGAUAAAA